UCAACUCACCAUAUUCUGAUUGGCCUCACGUGAUGGGACCUUAGGUUGCUCGAUCUCUAUUGUGAUGUGCAUGAAUUCCUUUGCAAUGAGUGCGAUGGCGUGUAGCCCUUGCUUGGCCUUGGGUGGGCCUGGGCCGUCUGCCGGUGGCGACUUGCCCAGGAUGGGGCGCCGUAGACCAAAAGUACGCAGCGACAGAAAGCGCAGCAACUGAAUCACACAUCGAUCUGAAGCAUGGACAGACACCACACACCGCACACAUGGAUGGAUGGAUGGAUUGACGUGUGUGUAUGGUGGACAGUACGUGGCAUCGUGUCGUUGGGGUAUGUGGAUGCGAUCAGGUCACUUGUGAAGACGAGGACGAACCCAACAAACAUAGCAGCAACCGCUCUGACAACACACAGGUGCCGCAUCUUUAUCCAUGUAGCCGUCACAGAUCCGAUCUGACUUGUCGAGUGAUUCGAAGAGCUCGCCGUGUGUAUCUCCCAUGAACGCAAAGUAGCGCAACUCGCCGCCGACUGUGGCUGAACAUAACCAACAACACCCACCGCACUCAUACACUGUGUAUGGACGACGCAUCUCUCCCUCACCUUUCCCCACUUGAAGGCCGAGGCCGUACAAAUACCCAAGCUCCGUGAUCUUCUCUGACUGAACGCGUGUGAAGGUGACGGCCUCACCCUCACGCACCUCCAACUCUCCCAUAUCGCGGACGGCUGGUUCAGGAUCGCCGUCGGCAUUGACCGUGCGCAGCGCCGCCCCUUCCCACCCUCGGGUCUGGUUGUCACGCAUGUGCUUGUUAAGAGCAUCGAUGCCCUUCUCCACCUCCAUGUCGCCAAAGUCGCUGUCGCCCCACCCGCGCUUGCUCUUGUCCAAGCACCGACACAUGAACGCCAGGACCUGCACAGCGACACAAGGGCCGACACGUCCUGUGAUGCACUCAUGCCAUGGUGUGUCUUGUGUCCGCCGGUGCUGACCCCUUUGGCGUCGUAGAGUUUGAGUUCUCCCACCGCCUCCGCCACACAUGGGGAGAUGACGUCUGUACUCAGCAGCCUCGUCAUGAGCAGAAAGUGACGCAACAGUGCAUCUGCCAGACACACACACACACACACACAGACGGACAGACAGACAGACAGACAGACAGGCAACAUCCAUAACCACACAGACAAGACACACCCUGCUCUAUGUCCGUCCGUCUGUCUGUCUGUCUGUGUGUGUAUAGUUCGGCAGUCUGUCCAUGUCGUCCUGCAUACUUGUGCAUUUGAAGUGACUGCGUGCGCUGCGAUACAGUGAUGGGAUGCGCUCUACUGUGCCCUCCGCGUCGCCACGUAUGGCCUCAAUGACAAAUGCUGAAAGAGCAGGGAGAGGAAUACAGGUAGAUCAGACACACACGUAUCCCCCUGCCCAUCGACUCUCUCACCCUUCUCGGGGUCUCUCAGCGUGUCCUCGAUCGCUUUCGCCUUCUCCUCAAGGCGCGUGAGGCAGUCGUCGCCACCGAGCAGGUUGGCGUCAUUCGGUGGUGGGGGAGCGGCGAGGGGGGGCGGUGCAGCAGCAAAUGUGGAUGCGGACGCGAAUGCGGAUGCGGAUGCAGACGCUGAUGCUGAUGCGCUCGCCGACGCUCCAUGCACACACCCGCCUCCCUGCUGCUGCUGCUGCUGCGCUUCCACUGUGUCUGCGUGUGCACGCAGAGCGGCGGGGUUCUGAAGAAUGCUCACCACACCUCCGCCGCCCAACAAACUCAUGAUACCACCUUCCACCCUGCAUGCAGGAGCCAGACACACGAUAAGGGAACCAGACACGUGAUGGCUGUUUCUUUGUCGGCGCUGUGACCUGGGAUUAGUGGUGAGUGCGGUUGUGGCUUUCUUGGAGGGGAGACGGUGGAGGUGCGACGCCUCGCUCAGCCCAUGCCUCUUGAGGUACUGCUGAUACUCCUCGAAGUCAUCAUCGCGGCAGAACUUGUAAACUUGCACCAAACAGAGGCUCGAUUCCAACUGGCUCUUGAUAAAUGUGUUUUGGUGUGAUUUCAUGGGUACCUCGACGUAAAAUUGGUGCCACAGGUUGAUGUUCGUCUGAAUAAGUCCGGCCAGCCAUGUGGUGAGCGCUGUGAGACACCUCUUGGGCGAGGCGGUGUGGCCCUUGGCGAUGGCCUCCUUGUACGGCGACCGCUCAGACACCGGCGACCAGUGCACGUCAGUCAUAACCUGGAGCACCACACAUCACCAGACGCCACACACAUUGUCAUGUGCUAUGCUGUGCUGUCUUGUGUUGUGUUGUGUUGUGUUGUGUACACGUGUGUUGUGUUGAGUGUUGUGCAUCUGCCUUUUCAGUACCUCAACAUACGCCUUGAUCCAGUCGCUGUUGGUGAAAAGCGACCUCAGCACGCGGCCGCGGCACACGGCCAUCCACGACACGAACCUCGACGCCGAUCCCGCCCCCUCCUCUCCCUCCUCCCCCUUGGGCCCGCCUCGCAGGAAGAGCACAUACACGCGGCGCAUCCCCACCACCAAGUCCUGCUCCCACUGCUGGACGUCGGCCGCGAAAAGCUGCCGCAGAUGCUUGAGGGAAAUGGGCGCCCGCUUCGCCUUGACCACCCUUCCUUUGCCGCCCUUACCCUUGCCCUUGCCCUUGCCCCCUUUGCCGUCCUUUCCCUUGCCGGUGCCCUGGCCGCCUUUGCCGCCCUUAUCCUUACCCUUGCCCUUGCCCUUGCCCUUGCCGGCGGCACCCUCGUCCUCGCCGCCGGUGGCGCCGGAGGCGCCCUUGCCGAUGCAGCUCUUUGCCUUGGCCUUGGCCUUGCCGAUGCCGCUCUUGACCUUGGCCUUGCCGGUGCCGCUCUUUGCCGCAGCCUUGCCGGCGGCGGGCUCUGCCUGGCUCUGGGCCUGCCCCUUCCCCUCGCCCACCCGUGCGGCCUUUCUGCCGGCGAACGCUGCAUCCAUCUCGCUUUCCGUCAUCUCCUGCUCGUCCUUCUUCCGCUUGGAUGGUGUGGGACGGAGACCGGGGGGGCGGGAACGGCUGCUCUGCGACGCGGCCACGAUUUCUGCUGCUGCGGCGGGUGGCGGCAUAUCGUCAUCCUCCUUCUUGUGAUGUGUCACUCCCUCCUGCUGCUCCUCCUCCUCCUCCUCCUCAUCUGUCACACAUUCAGACGCCGGUGGUGCGUGCAUCACUUCAUUGUCUAAGGGCACUUACCGUCAUCAUCGUCUUCAUCAUCCUCCUCGUCCUCGUCGUCGCCCUCCUCUUCCUCCUCCUCUCCCUCGCCCGCACCAAACAGAUCAUCGUCUUCCGGAACAGGGCUGCGACACUGUCUUCAGCACAAUUUUUGACGAACAGUGUCUACUUGGCCAUCCAUCCAUUGGUAGCCGUAGGACUGUAGUGAUCAGCCGGCCCCACACCCCCAGAGGGGUGUGGCGGCCGGUUGCAUAUCUCCUGUACCUCAU
This is a messenger RNA of Vitrella brassicaformis, 3425 nucleotides long. NCBI's taxonomy places the organism in Eukaryota, Vitrellaceae. The record is from the annotation of a GenBank genome assembly.